Molecule: messenger RNA, 959 nt
Organism: Populus euphratica (Euphrates poplar)
Lineage: Eukaryota; Viridiplantae; Streptophyta; Magnoliopsida; Malpighiales; Salicaceae
Exons: 2
Coding region: 90-638 (182 amino acids)
Source: RefSeq, a predicted model, not a curated record
UCUAUUAUGCUGAGAGUGUUGCAAUUGUCAUUUGCAGUGAUGCAAGGACUAUUGCAAUUCUGUUGUCAACUAAUGAGAGUAUUUGUUACAUGCAGUUUGCACAUGGUAAAGAAGAGCUCCAUCCAACUCAUUUCCCCAUCAAGAACAAAGCAGUGGUACAUACUUGCAAUUCAUAUGUUAACAGUCCCAGAUCAAGCCCGUAUGUCCCAAAGUGCCGCAUUCUUCCUCCUGCCAUGGCCAAAGCUGCUGUUGCUGCAAACCAAACAGCUGUCUCUAAAAUACCAGGAUAUACCAGCAUCAGCCCCAUCGCCAUCUCAUCUGAAAAAUUCAGCAAGAAUAGCUCCACCACAUUCUCCACACCUGAUCACUUUCUCAGAACCUACAUCUCUACCAGGCCAGAACAUUGCAAUAAAAGCCCAGCUGCCAACAUUAAAUCUGAAGACUCUAGAAUGGUUUUCACUGCUACCAUCAGCUCGGACUACUGGUCACCACAGGAUGAUGGCAUUGAGAUUGCCUUGCCUCAUCAAACUGAUAAAUGCAUAUCAAUGGCAGAAGUGGAUGCCUAUAUUCACAGUGUUCUCCAUGGUCCGGCUAUAAAGAAGAGGUUGCCUGUGUUCAGUGAGUUUUGCCCUGGAUGAAUUGCAGUACAAAUGCCCUUUUCUCAUGACGCGUAUACACUUCAAUGAAAAUUAUGAUAAUUCCGCAGAUUGUUCGAGAACCAUUCUUCUAUCUUUUGUGGUUUGGAUCUAAUCUUUACUCUGACUUGAUCAUGUCUAGUUAGUUGGAUCAGAUUGACACCAUCAGCUUGUUGAAUUCACUGACAUUCAUCUUUACCGAUACUGCAUUAACUGUAUAGGUACAUAUAAUAUACCAUAUACAGAUCGUGUAUACAUAUGGAAUUGUCAUAGAUGCUUUAUAUCACUAUGUCGCUGCAAUGAAGAACUUUUUCUGGUCUUGUA